AGAUAACAGUUUCAAUUUCCCCACACCACGCUCGUUUUCUGAUAUUUAAACGCGCGCUCCCCACCACAGCCCCACAGUCGCGAUCUAGUGUUGCGAAGUUGAGUUCAAAAUGAGUGCCGCCAAGUGGGAAAAUGACGAGGAAAUCAAAAUAUUCCGCGAAUAUCUUCGCAUACCAACGGUGCAUCCAAAUGUGGAUUACACCGGCUGUGUGGAAUUUUUGAAACGCCAGGCUGCCGGACUGAGCCUGCCCGUGGAUGUCGUAUAUCCCGUGAACGAGAAGAAUCCCGUGGUAAUCAUUAAGUGGGAGGGCAGCCAGCCGGAGUUGCCUUCGAUCAUCCUGAACUCGCACACGGAUGUGGUGCCCGUCUUCCCAGAGAAGUGGACCCACGAACCUUUUAGCGCCGAUCUUGAUUCUGAGGGACGCAUCUUCGCACGAGGCUCCCAGGACAUGAAGUGCGUUGGCACCCAGUACCUCGGUGCCAUUCGCGCCCUUAAGGCCAGCGGUUAUAAGCCCAAGCGAACAGUUUAUCUCACCUAUGUGCCGGAUGAGGAGGUCGGCGGUCAUUUGGGCAUGCGAGAGCUGGUCAAAGGCGACUACUUUAGGAAUCUGAACGUGGGCUUUAGCUUUGACGAGGGCAUCUCCAGCGAAGAUGAGACCUACGCUCUCUACUAUGCGGAGCGUACACUCUGGCAUCUGAGAUUUAAGAUCAGUGGCACUGCUGGACAUGGAUCGCUUCUGCUGCCGAACACCGCUGGCGAGAAACUUAACUAUGUGGUGAACAAGUUGAUGGAGUUCCGCAAAUCCCAGCUCAAACGGCUGGCUGAAGACAAAUCCCUUGAGAUUGGGGAUGUGACCACUGUUAAUCUGACCCAGCUCAGGGGAGGCGUCCAAAGCAACGUUGUACCGCCGCUGCUGGAGGCGGUGUUUGACAUUCGUAUUGCCAUCACUGUGGACAUCCCUGCCCUGGAGAAGCAGAUUCGCGACUGGUGCGAGGAGGCCGGUGGCGGCAUUGAGCUGGAGUUUGAGAUGAAGAACCCCUUUGUGGAGCCCACGAAGAUAGAUGCCUCAAAUCCCUUCUGGGUGGCUUUUAAGCAGACCCUUGACGAUCUUGGCCUCAAAACCCGGGUUCGAGUCUUCCCAGGUGCCACCGACAGUCGCUAUGUUCGCUAUGCUGGAAUCCCUGCCCUCGGCUUCUCGCCCAUCAACAACACUCCGUUGCUUCUGCACGAUCACGAUGAAUUCCUGCGAGCGGAUACCUAUCUGCAUGGCAUUGAGGUGUACAAGAAACUUAUUCCCGCUGUGGCCGAUUCCUAGAGGACGGAGGAUGAUGUCCUAAAGAACAUUUUAAAGCAUUUAAAAAUUGAAAUUAUGCAUUUUUGUUUUGCCAGCAAUGCGUCUGUGAAACACUACUUUUUAAUCUGUGGUCUGAAUGGUUUUGUAUGUUAAUAAAUAUAAAGGAAAUACUC
Molecule: messenger RNA, 1467 nt
Organism: Drosophila obscura
Lineage: Eukaryota; Metazoa; Arthropoda; Insecta; Diptera; Drosophilidae
Product: aminoacylase-1-like
Exons: 5
Coding region: 110-1315 (401 amino acids)
Biological process (GO): amino acid metabolic process
Cellular component (GO): cytoplasm
Molecular function (GO): aminoacylase activity
Source: RefSeq, a predicted model, not a curated record